This is a messenger RNA of Dreissena polymorpha, 8152 nucleotides long. Its product is annotated as E3 ubiquitin-protein ligase UBR2-like. Gene Ontology annotation, cellular component: ubiquitin ligase complex; cytoplasm. The record is from RefSeq and is a predicted model, not a curated record. The transcript is spliced from 45 exons. The coding region runs from base 62 to 5365 and encodes 1767 amino acids. Gene Ontology annotation, biological process: ubiquitin-dependent protein catabolic process via the N-end rule pathway; protein ubiquitination. Gene Ontology annotation, molecular function: ubiquitin protein ligase activity; zinc ion binding. NCBI's taxonomy places the organism in Eukaryota, Metazoa, Mollusca, Bivalvia, Myida, Dreissenidae.
UUUAUUUUAAGGUUUAUUUUAUAAAAUGGUGGAUUCAGGGAUUAGAAUAUGUUGACAAACAAUGGCUACAAAACACAAUUUAACUGCUCCAGAAUUCAAUCAAAAAUCGUUAGUUGAGGAAUGGCUGGCAACAUAUUUCAAAAGUGACUUCCUGAAAGUCCUGAAAAAGCACUGGAGAGAGUUUGUACUGGUUGUCUUCCAGUCGUAUGAUGAUCCAGCGCACGAGGAACGUCUGGCAAACAAGUUCCUCCUCCAUCCCCUGGAGUACUUCCUGUGCAAUGGAGACCCUGAGGUGGUGUUCCGUCAACUGAAGGAAGUGGACCAGCCCUCACAGUUGUGUGGUCAUGUCUUCAAGACAGGAGAACCUACUUACUCAUGCAGGGAAUGUGCCACGGACCCUACAUGUGUCCUAUGUAUGGAUUGCUUCCAGGCCUCUGUGCACAAGAAACACAGAUACAGGAUGAGCACAUCUGGAGGUGGGGGUUACUGUGACUGUGGCGAUCCUGAGGCCUGGAAGUCAGAGGUCUUCUGUGAGAAUCACAAACCCAAGACUGGCACCAACAAUGUCCAGAACUCAAUAGAGAAAUUGCCCAACGACCUGGUGAACCGCUCCUCUGCAGUGCUGUUGGCGUGCCUGGGAUAUGCGGUGCAGAUGCUCACCUGGGACCAGUGUGACACCUUACCUGACAACCUGCAACCAGAGGGCGAGCUCUCUGACACCUACUUGUGCAUGCUUUUCAAUGAUGAGGUGCACACAUAUGAACAGGUGAUCAGCACACUUCAGAAGGCUGUGGACUGUACACAUAAGGCAGCGGUGGACUAUGCAACCACGGUGGAUAGAGAGGGAAGAAGUGCAGUGAAAUGUGGCACAUAUGCUGAAUGCGAAAGAGUGAGAGGUCAAGUGGAGAGGAACACAUCCCGUCAUGGUAGCAAGGCCCUCAAGGUGCAGGUGAUGCACAGCGCAGUGGUGGCCCAUCAGCAGUUUGCACUGAGGCUGAUACAGUGGUUGCAGAACAUCAUUGGACAGUCAGAUGGUCUCCGUCAGCUGUUCUGCAUGCUGAGCAUGCAGCAUGAGACCAAUGCGCAGUCUCUGAUGGAGAUGCUGCUGCUGGCUGACACACAGCUGUGGAAGAUUGCGAGAGUGCAAAGUCAUCAGCUGAUGAUGGCUGGGGUUUUAAUGGAUCAGGAAUGUAAAAAAAGAUUUUCUAUAAUCUUCACCAAGAACUAUAGUUCUCUUACGAGGGACUUUAUACAGGAUGAUCAUUAUAGAACGUUCUCGGUCACCAAUAUUACUGUACAAAUUUUCACUGUUCCUUCACUGGCCCGCCUGUUGGUGUCGGAACACAACCUUCUGUCUGUGAUCUUAAAAACCUUCCUAGAAACCUGUGAGGAGAAAAAGAAAGAUGGAAAGCUGUCAUUUGAACGAACUAGCAGUCCAACCUUUAAACGUGCAUGUUUCUCAUUACAUGAUCUUAAGUAUGCCCUCAUAUGCAAGCCCAGCCCGGGGGAGUGGACAGAUCAGCUGAGGAGAAGCUUUCUAGAGGGAUACACAUACUUCCUAGAACUACUUAAACUCAUGGAGGGUAUGGAUGCGGUGAAGCGUCAGACCGGUCAGCACCUGGAGUUUGAGCCUGAGUGGGAGGGAGCCUUCAACCUGCAGCUCAAACUGGAGGACAACAUAGUGCUCUUCCUUGACUGGUGUGCCAGCGAUAGAGAAGUGCUCAUACAAUCUUACAACAAAACUGUUGAAGCUUUCAAUGCCUGUAAAAAUCUAGAUGCAAUAAAGAAAGAAUCAUGCACUGUGGCUGGCCGCCAGGCAGAGUGUUUGAAGUAUGAUGUAGAGACUCAGCCUAUCUCCAUACAUCUACCAGUCACACGCGUUCUUGCUGGUCUUCACACAUACUUGGGUGACCAUUUCUUGAGUUUUGAAUCCACAGAUUGUCAUUUAAUGCGCCCAGUUGCGGCAGAUUUGCUGGAGUUUCCAUUGCGUGUUCAAGUAAUGGUGGCCCAAUCCAAUGCAAACAUGUGGAGGAGAAAUGGAUAUGCUUUGAUUAACCAGAUUUUCUUCUAUCAUAAUGUGAAGUGCCGAACAGAAAUGUACGACAGAGAUGUUGUUAUGCUUCAGAUUGCCGCAUCCAUGAUGGACAACAAUGAAUAUCUCCUUCAACUGAUCCACAAAUACAAACUUGCUAAUUGGACGAAAGAAGACUUUGACCGCCAGACAGGUCAGGAGGACUCCUUGAGACAGACUGUGCUCCUGGCAGAGGAGUUCCUCAGCCUUCUCAUUGUCAUACUGGGUGAGCGUUUUAUUGCGGGUGUAGGGGAGGUAAGCAAGGAGGACAUUGUGAGAAGGGAGGUAAUCCACCAGCUCUGCAUCUCCCCCCUUGCCCACAGCGAGCUAGCUAAGGCACUGCCUGAAGAUACCAAUCAUGAGACAGGUCUGGAGAAUGUAGUAAAGGAUGUGGCCACAUUCAAGAAGUUGAGUCCUGCCACAGGGAAGGGCCGCUAUGAGUUGAAGCCAGAGUUCUACGCCUACUAUAACCCGUACUUCUACCAUUAUACCAAGGGAGAUAAAUCUAAGUCGGAAGAGAUGCAGGUGAAGAGAAGGAAAGAAAACAACCAGCUACAGGCCUUGCCCCCGCCGGUUCCCCCCAAGUUUCGACCGAUGUUUCUCCCCGUGAUGGGCCUCCUUCAGUGUGAUAUCAUGAUCUACGUGAUAGAGCUCGUGCUUGCUAGGGCGGCAGAGGUCAGGUCAAGGUCGCUGUCAGAGACUCAACUUGAACGGGUGCUGCAUUUGAUUGGAAUGGGGCUUCAUGAACAAAAGCGUGCAAUAGAAGAAGGCAACAGACAGUUUGACUUCCUCACUAGAAUAUGCACACCCUCCAGCUUACACAGCAAAGCAAAGAAAGAGCCAGGUCGCAGCAUCCAGACACUCUUGGAGAAGAUCAUGAGCAGUAAUAACAUCACCCAUGACAGCAUCAGAGAUCUAGUCAUAUGGACAGUAAAGACCAUAACAGAAGUACGCCAAAUGAAGAAUGAGCCUGUUGCUAUGGAGAAGGAGAACGCGAUGGUCGCACCAAGGGAUGUCAAAGCUGAGGCUGCGAGGAGAAAGAAGCAGGUGGCUGCGGAAAAACGCCGUAUGAAAAUCAUGGCCCAGAUGUCUGCCAUGCAGAAAAACUUCAUAAAAGAAAACUCAGAGCUGUUUGAGAACACCAGCACUGAACUGUUCCCUAGGAUUGGGUCUGAUAUGGAUAUCAGUGAUGCAGGUAGUAGCAGUUUCCCUGUGGCUGUGGGCUGCAAGCAGACCCGGCCCAGCCUGUCCCCUCCCCAGCUAGCUACAUGUAUCCUGUGCCAGGAGGAACAGGAGAUAACGCUCACAUCCAAGGCCAUUGUGCUGACAGCAUUCGUACAGAAAUCAACAGUUCUCUCCCUUCACCACGGCAAUGCCCUUCUAAACGGUGAUCUUUUUGACCCGCUGUUCAUGCGGUCAGACCUGCCCACAGGCACCCACACCAGCUCCUGUGGUCACAUGAUGCAUGCUGGCUGCUGGCAGAGUUUCUUUGACAACAUCUUGGCCCGUGAGCGGCGGCGGCCCCUUAGAUUUCGUCACAACUACAGUCAUGAUAUAGAGAAGAUGGAGUUCCUGUGUCCACUUUGUGAGUGCAUCUGUAACACUGUGAUACCAGUCCUGCCGUCAGUCUCCACUCUAGGACAGGAGAGCUCGGUGGAUAAGCUUCAGCUGAGCUUUGCUGACUGGCUGGAUGGAAUACACAAAACUGUCCUGAACAGUAUACGAGAGCCGGGUAGCGUUGACUCCAGAUCCAGACUCACAGUGUAUGAGGUCUGCCCGCUGGUGACCAUCACACGACAGAUGGCAGGUAGCGUGGCACAGAACUUCCAGGCACUCUGGGCGUACAUGAGCGUUCCCACUAGUGAUGUCUCCGAGGAAACCAAGGAGAUGCUCCGGAAAUUCUCCAGAGAUGCUUACUCAUUUGGUCUGGGGGUGGAGGUGGAUGAUGACAACCCAAGGGUCCCCAUCAUGUUGUGGAACACAUGUGCCUUCUCUCUCAUGGCAAUAGAACAACAGCUGAGGGAUGAUGGGAAGCCCCUGUUUGGUCAGCUGUCCAGUCGGCAUAGUGACUGUCUGCGCUCCCUGGUGCAAGUGGCGUCCACCUACACUCAGAUUGUCAGCCCAAAUCAGUCCAAUAUGCACUGCAUUCGGCUGCUGUCAUUUCUGUUCCCGGACUCAUUUAAGAACAAGGACAAUGAGCCCCCAAUGUGCAUCCUAGAUGUUGAGCUCUUCCACUACCUGGUUGCCAUAGUGAUGUCUUUGCCCAGUCUUCUUAGAGGUGACGCUGAACUCUUAAAGGUGUAUCAGGGUAUCGGCUCUGUGCCUCCCCCAGGGGGCAUCAACCAUCAAUAUGCCCUGCAGCUCGUCCUAGCGGUCCAUCUUAUACAGGUGCUGCUGACGUUUGACCAGGAGAACUGUGGUAUGGAGGUGGACGGGGACUAUGAAGGGGAGGCUCUACUUAUCCUCUAUGACCACAUACACACCAUAGCCAACGUUCCGCAGCAGAACACCCCAUUGCCGUGGCAACUGUCCCUGCAUGUGCGGCGUUCCAUGUUGCCAUUGCUGCGGUGUGUGGCCCUGCUUUUCCACUACUGGACGGGCAUACCAUCCCCUGCUGAACUAUCAGAUGUUGAAGGUGAAAUGAAGGAGUUUGAUGCGGUCUGCAAGUACCUGGGUGUCAAUGACCACAUGUCUCGUCUCCUGGACAACCAGGGCGAGAUCCUGGACAGUAUGGUCAACAGGUGGUGCAAGAACAGCCUGUUGAAGGAGCGUCUGUCAGCAGCCAGCCAGUCAGUGGUUCAGUACCCACUCCGAAUCAACAAGCUCAUAGAGCUGCCGUACGACUACAGUGAACUCAUCAACAAGGUCUCCACAUUCACGUGUCCCAAGUCUGAUGGUGAUGACAGUCGGGCCCCCACGAUGUGCCUGGUGUGUGGCCAGAUGCUGUGUUCACAGAGCUACUGCUGCCAGACAGAGUUUGAAGGGGUUACUGUAGGGGCAGCCACUGAACAUGCCUACAAGUGUGGGGCAGGGGCAGGCAUCUUUCUCAGAGUGCGGGAGUGCCAGAUCCUGCUGCUAGCUGGGCGUACCAAGGGCUGCUUUGUUCCACCACCAUAUAUAGAUGACUAUGGAGAGACAGACCAAGGUCUCAGGCGGGGUAACCCCCUUCAUUUGUGCAAGGACAGUUAUGCAUAUCUGCAGAAACUGUGGAUGUCCCACGCCAUUCCAGAGACAAUUGCACAUAGUCUAGAGUCCAAUGCAACACUCCUCACUAUAGACUGGCAACACCUAUAGACUGUGUUCUCAAUUGUGUGAUGGAUAGAUAGACUAGCAACACAUGUACAUUGUGUUCCCAAUUGUGGAAUGCUGAGACAGAAAUGCAACCCAUAUAGACCGUGUCAACAUUGUUGAAAGCAAAGAUAAACUGGUAACAUCUGUGGACCUUCCUCGCAUUAGUAAAAUGUGUAAAUGGACUUGUAAUUUGUUGGCAAAUUUCACUUAAAGGGGCCUUUUCACAGAUUUUGGCAUUUUUUAACUUAUUCAUUAAAUGCUUUAUAUUGAUAAAUGUAAACAUUGGAUCGUAAAAGCUCCAGUAAAAAAUCAAGAAUAAAAUUAAAAAAAGGAAAAGAACAUUGCCCGGAGCAGGUUUCGAACCAGUGACCCCUGGAGUCCUGCCAGAGUCCUGAAGUAAAAACGCUUUAACCUACUGAGCUAUUCCGCCGAGAACACGUACUAAACGUAUUUUAUACCUUAUAUAAGCAAUCUUCGUAGUUUCACAAAAUUUAACGACAAAAACAGAACUCUCCAAAUUAUUCAAUCGUUUCGCGUUGCAACGCUUUAUAAUUUUUAGGUUUUAAAAUCGUCAAAAGAUGCAUAUAAUGGCUAUAUUAGAGCAUGGUAAAUGUUCAGUAUUACUGUUUCCUCACAAAUAUCAUAACUAAAACGAAAAUUUGCGAAUCUGAAACAACUUUUUUCUAUUUUGUCAAUUUACCAAAGCGUGAAAAGAUCCCUUUAAUAAAGAAACAAUCACAAUGUUAAACAAAUUAUUGUUCAUCAGUUCUUGGAUGAAGUUAUAAAAUGAUUCCAUGUAUUUUCUUUGUUUUGUAAUUGGCAGAAUAAUCGCCUUGCAAUGGGAUAUUUGAAAUGAGCCUGGGAUUCUUUUAGACCCAUAUUACCUGUGAUUUUAUAUUGGGUAGUUAUUGUGGAGGCAACCAUUAGAAUGGAUCAAACAUGUUCUGCUAACAAACGUGCAGAAAAUUGGGAUGCAACCUCCACUUGAGUAUCUUUAAUCUCCGUACUUUAUAAGAGGCUUCGUCACUUAUUAACAGUUAGGGUUUAUCACAUUUUACUCCAUCCAAAUAUAUUGAAUACAUUGAAAUCAAUGAAGUUUGUUUUGUUGUUCUCUGAUAGAUCACUUCUGGAGUCACAAGACUGACUCCUCUGAUAGAUCACUUCUGGAGUCACAAGACUGACUCCUACUGCUAGUCAAUAACAUACAGUAUCUAGCUAUGUAUGUUAAUACUUAUGGCAUGUUGGUCAUAUUUUAUAAUUCAAACAUAUUGACACUGUGUGCAGUGCAGAAAGUAGCCUGGAAAAUAACGUAUUAUUCAGGUAUAUGGUGAGUGACUUGUAUACUUUGUAUGCUGCCCAUUCUGUUUACUCUGCAUGGCAUGCAUGUCUUGGACUUGUUUAACCAAGUACCAUUUGCUAGUCCUAAUAAUGUCAUAUGCUAAUAUUUGUUUAAAGGUGUCUCAAUGUUUUGAAAAGAGUCCCAAUUGCUGUAUCAAAUGUGAACACUUGUGUAUUUCUAUAAUUGUCUAGAAGAUAAGUGGAGCCUCUUUCUGGGAGAUCUGGGCUCAAAGCAUAUGGUGAGAGCGUCGUACCAGAUAAGCCUGUUUAUACCACCACCUAUUCAGGGACAACACUUUCUGCUCUAAUGGAAUUUUUUGUUUAAAGGAAGUCUUUUCUAAACAAAAAUCCAGUUUAAGCAAAAAGUGUUGUCCUUGAUUAGCCUCUGCGAACUGCACAGGCUAAUCUGGGACAACUUUUUACACACAUGCAUUAAGCCCAGUUUUCCAGUACAGGGCUCAAUUACUGCUUUGGUUUGUCAGGGAGCUAGUUAUAUUUUGUUGGAGUUGAAAGCUUGAUUUAAUGAUUAUUAUUUACUUUGGAAUUUUAGAAUUAUGUCUGAAAAAAGUGAAUAAAUUAAAUCUUCUUUGAAUGUGUCUUGUUCUUUUCAAUUGCAUUUGAUUCAUCUUUUAUUUAUUAAAGCACUUAUAAGAUUGGUACCUUGUUUUAUAUGGCUAUAUAGGGUCAAUAUUAUGUUGUGUUAGCUUUGUAAUGUUUUUACUGGCUUAAACUUCAUAGAAAAGUUUGGCUGCAUCACAUAUGUAUUUCCACAAGGUAUUGACAUGUACACUAGUAUGCCUGUAUUGUCAUUUCUUGAUUUUGCGUUCACACUGUAAGCACCUUUCUCCCAGCUGUCAUGGAUCAUAUGAGUCUCGUUCUGAGAAAACUGGGCUUAAUGCAUGAGCGUAAAGUUUCAUCCCAGAUUAGCCUGUGCAGUCUGCGCAGGCUAAUCAGGGAUGACACGUCUCUGCCUUAACUUGAUUUUUGGUAAGGAGGGACUUCCUUGAAACUAAAAAUACCAUAAAGCGGAAUUGCACAGGCUAAUCCGGGACAACACUUUACGCACAUGCAUUAAGCCCAGUUUUCUCAGAACGCGACUCAUAUGGUUGUGUCUCUUAUAAUUGAGGGUGAUGGCUAACUGAUAUUUGAUUGGUAGAUCACUCGUAGGAGCUGUAAGGCGCAAUAGUUGCUAAAAUCUGCGUUUUUUUUAUAUGCACCAUAUUGGUAUAGUUAACUCACUGGUUGACUUUGUGUAAAAAAGACAUUUCUUUGGGGUAUGUUAUGCUUCAAAUACAUUUUUAGCUCAAAAUGUAUGAAUUCUUAAUGAUUUUUUUGUGUUGUAUUUUAUCAUAAUGAAUGUGUAUGUUUUCUUUUUUUGCUCUUGGUUAAAAUUCCCAACUGCAAUUGUUAUGUAUUCUUGUUUGAUGCUCCUUCAUAAACAAUGGUAAAGAA